AUGUUCUUGUUUUCAGAUCACACCAUCCAGUCUGUUUUUUGCUGCUGCUGCUGUUCAGUGCAGAAAAGAGCAGUGAGAACAAAAUUGAGCCUGGACAAUGACGUAGACUUGAUGGCUGGAUACUCAAUGUCACAACAGCUCUCCUAUGUGUCUACCCAAAAGCACAGAAAUUCAUACCGCAUUAAUCAAUCAAAGAGGAAGCCACUACCAGCGUUACCCCCACAGAUCCCUGAAGAGUAUGAAGAGAAAAUCAGAGUCAUUGCACUCUAUGAUUUUUUUGCCAAAGGACCCUGUGACUUAACACUCAGGAAAUCAGAAGAAUACAUUAUCCUUGAGAAGUAUGACCCCCACUGGUGGAAGGCAAGAGACCAGUAUGGUAAUGAAGGCCUAAUUCCCAGCAAUUAUGUAACUGAGAACGAGCAAAAUAAUUUAGAAGCAUAUGAGUGGUACUGUAAAAACAUAACCAGAAAUCAGGCAGAACUUCUACUACAGCAGGAGUCCAAAGAAGGGGCAUUUAUGGUCAGAGAUUCAAGCCAAAAGGGAGCCCUCACAAUGUCUGUUUAUUCGCGAUCUAGCGGAAGCCACAGUGGAAAUAUCCGACAUUAUCAAAUUAAGCAAAACCAUUCAGAACAGUAUUAUGUAGCAGAAAAGCACCUCUUUCCAUCCAUUCCUGAACUCAUCCAGUAUCACCAGCAUAAUGCAGCAGGUCUCAUCACCCGCCUCCGACAUCCAAUUGGAUCAAUGGGAAGUUGUUUACCAGCAACGGCAGGAUUUAGUUAUGAGAAGUGGAAGAUAAACCCAUCUGAGCUGACUUUCAUGAAAGAAGUUGGGCGUGGCCAGUUUGGAAUCGUUCAGCUGGGUAAAUGGAGAGCACUUGUCAAAGUUGCCAUUAAGGCAAUCAAUGAAGGUGCAAUGUCUGAAGAUGAUUUCAUUGAGGAAGCUAAAGUCAUGAUGAAAUUAUCCCACCCAAAGCUGGUACAGCUUUAUGGAGUGUGCAUACAGCACAAGCCUCUCUACAUAGUGACUGAGUUCAUGGAAAAUGGCUGCCUGCUCAAUUACCUUCGGCAAAGACAAGGGAGGCUUAACAAAGAAAUGCUGUUAAGCAUGUGUCAGGAUGUCUGCGAAGGGAUGGAGUAUCUAGAAAGAAAUAGAUUUAUUCACCGUGAUUUAGCUGCAAGGAACUGUUUAGUCAAUGCCAAGAACAUAGUUAAAAUAUCUGACUUUGGAAUGACAAGAUAUGUUCUAGAUGAUGAAUAUAUCAGCUCUUCGGGUGCCAAAUUUCCAGUCAAAUGGUCAUCUCCUGAAGUUUUUCAUUUCAACAAGUACAGCAGCAAGUCUGAUGUCUGGUCAUUUGGAGUUUUAAUGUGGGAAGUUUUUACAGAGGGCAAAAUGCCUUUUGAAAAUAAGUCAAAUUCUGAAGUUGUCCAUGAGAUUUCCGAAGGUUACAGACUUUAUCAACCAUAUCUGGCAUCACUCACUGUGUACAAAGUCAUGUACAGCUGCUGGCAUGAGAAACCUGACGGUCGCCCUGCUUUUGCUGAGUUACUUCAGACCCUCACAGAUAUAGCUGAGACUGGAUAA
This is a messenger RNA of Emys orbicularis (European pond turtle), 1581 nucleotides long. RefSeq names its product TXK tyrosine kinase (gene TXK). The record is from RefSeq and is a predicted model, not a curated record. Gene Ontology annotation, molecular function: ATP binding; non-membrane spanning protein tyrosine kinase activity; protein binding. Gene Ontology annotation, cellular component: plasma membrane. Lineage: Eukaryota; Metazoa; Chordata; Testudines; Emydidae. The transcript is spliced from 15 exons. Bases 1 to 1581 code for a protein of 526 amino acids. Gene Ontology annotation, biological process: T cell receptor signaling pathway; protein phosphorylation; adaptive immune response.